Messenger RNA from Pongo pygmaeus (Bornean orangutan), 2083 nucleotides. Its product is annotated as ADP-sugar pyrophosphatase-like. Bases 930 to 1331 code for a protein of 133 amino acids. Gene Ontology annotation, molecular function: ADP-ribose diphosphatase activity. Lineage: Eukaryota; Metazoa; Chordata; Mammalia; Primates; Hominidae. Gene Ontology annotation, cellular component: nucleus. The transcript has a single exon. Gene Ontology annotation, biological process: ribose phosphate metabolic process; nucleoside phosphate metabolic process. The record is from RefSeq and is a predicted model, not a curated record.
UGGCUCAUUACGUCAAUGAGCUGGGAAACCCUCUCUCUCCCACCUCUGCUAGCAUGAAACAGUAUCAGGCCUGAAGAAUCAAGCCUAGUUUGACUCUGGCUCAAACUAUUAUUCUUUAAUGCACUCAAUGCUUCAACUCACAUCAGAUAUUCCAGGCACUUCUAAGCUUCCAAGUACUUAUUUAUGUAACUCAUAAAGCAGAAUACCUCCCCCUUCUCCCGUCCUUCCAAGCCUUUUCUAUUCCUAUUUACACUUUGAAGUCCUAUUCAAACAAGAACUCUGCCAUGAAGUCUUCUUGGAUUUUUUUCAAUAGCUUAUCUAUAACUCUAUUCUAGUGUAUUUAUCACUCCAUCUUAUUUUAUAAUCAGAGACAGUUGUUCAAGUAACUCUUCUAACUCUCUUUCCACUGAGUCUGAUCAUUCUGGUUUUAAGGACAGCUACCAUCCUGUCCCCAGCACCUUCCACAGAGCAGCUUGAUAAAUACUGGUUGACUUGAAAAGAUGAGCCAUGGCACAUCCUUUCAGCACCUCGGGAGGUGCCGGUGUCUUCAGUCGUGGCACCGGUGUAUGCUGACACUGCUGCUUCCAGUAGUUCUUUUGUCCUCUUCCCUUUGUCACCCCUACACCUUGGAGGUGAACUUCUCUCCUGAGGGCUGUAAAGACUAGUUUGAAAAGGGAGAGCCAAGAACCAACUGAAUCGUCUCAGAAUGGAAACACUGUAUUAUUUCAGAGGAGUUAAUUUCAGAAGGAAAAUGGGUCAAGCUUGAAAAAACAACAUACAUGGCUCCUAUUGGUAGAACUGGAAUUUGGGACUCAGUGAAACAUACAACCAGGAAAGAACAGACUGGUGAUGAUGUAGCGGUCAUCCCUGUGCUGCAGAGAACGCUUCACUACGAGUGUAUCGUUCUGGUGAAACAGUCCUGACCACCAAUGGGUGGCUACUGCAUAGAGUUCCCUGCAGGUCUCAUAGAUGAUGGUGAAACCCCAGGAGCAGCUGCUCUUUGGGAGCUUGAGGAAGAAACUGGCUACAAAGGGGACGCUGCCGAGUGUUCUCCAGCGGUCUGUAUGGACCCAGGUUUGUCAAAUUGUACCACACACAUCGUGACAGUAAUCAUUAACAGAGAUGACGCAGAAAAUGUAAGGCCCAAGCCAAAGCCAGGGGAUGGAAAAUUUGUGGAAGUCAUUUCGUUACCCAAGAAUGACCUGCUGCAGAGACUCGAUGCUCUCGUACCUGAAAAACAUCUUACAGUGGAUGUCAGAGUCUAUUCCCAUGCUCUAGCACUGAAACAUGCAAAUGCGAAGCCAUCUGAAGUGCCCGUCCUGAAAUUUUAAGGCCAAAGACGACACUGGCCAUUUUUGUAAACGAGACUAACAGGCCUUCUUCACAAAGACUUUGUAUUCAACUUAGUUUAAUGUAGAUUUGAAUUAGCUUUUUCGUAAAAUAAAAGCAGCACAAAAUGCAAAAAAAAAAAAAAAAAAGAAAAAAAAGAAAAGAUGAGCCAUAUUACGCUUUUCAACUCAGCUUUACCCCACUGCCUUGCCCUCAAAACACAGAAUGACCAUACUCCAUGGAAAAACACACAACGUAAAAUAAAAAUCUUAGUAACUAAAAGCAUUUGCAUGAAGGAAGUUAAAACAUGCAAACCUCAGAAGAAAUCACCAUGGGUUCUUCAAAAGCUGGCAAAUCCACUGAAAUACAGGCCAGUCUUCCAACAGUACCAGCUACUAUAAGGCCACUAUGAUUUGCCCAGGCAGUUAAGACCAGAAGGAGCUUCACGUAGCCACUUUAGCGGAGUAAAGCAAAACUCACCACAUCAUGACAAUCAGUUAUUUCCACAGUGAGCCAUCCUUUGUAAUAGGUUUAGCCCUUUUUCUCUUAGGUAGAAAAUAUUUUUACUUUUAAAAUGUGUUUUAAUUGUAAUGAUCACGAUGUCAAAAUUUAAAUCAUAAAUCUCCUGAAUCUUUCUAAAACAAAUGAAGAAAAGAACAACUUAAGCCUAAGAUUACUCUUUAGACCAAGUCAUCUUUAACAGACGCAAAAGUCAGUCAGAAUGAACAGGUUAAAAAAAAAAAAAAAAAAAAAA